Penicillium coprophilum is the source of this 840-nucleotide messenger RNA. RefSeq names its product DUF1115 domain protein. The transcript has a single exon. Lineage: Eukaryota; Fungi; Ascomycota; Eurotiomycetes; Eurotiales; Aspergillaceae. The record is from RefSeq and is a predicted model, not a curated record. Bases 1 to 840 code for a protein of 279 amino acids.
AUGGAAUCCCAAUUGUCCACGAUUGACCUCCUGAUGGCGAUGUUUCCGUCUUCAGACGAGCUGGAGAUUCCCGAAUCCACAACGCAGUGUGUCGAGAAACUCCGUCACUGGUGCGAGAAUCCCACCUCCACACCCCCUAGGAUCCCUUCAAGUAUCUCUCUUACCGUUUGCCUACCAAUUGCAGAGGGAGACAAAACAAUAAACGUCAACAUCUCCGUGCCACUGCAAUGUGAUAAUCCAGAGAUACUGGACGAAGCACCACCAUUGGGAUAUUCGCUUCGGCAACCAGAGUGGAUGUCCAGAGCCGAAGUUGCUGGACUCACCGCCUCAAUACCACAAGGUGAUGAUGCUUUAGAGGUAUUCGAAUACAUCCAAGCAGAAACCAGCCGCUUUCUUGAAAGCAAGCAGUCUCAGACAGUCACCCCAGAAGACACAGACAGAGGACCAACUGUGCGAGUCUGGUUCUAUUUCCCGUCCCUGUCAACCCGUAAAAAGAGGGAUGAUAUGGUCAAUCUCGCACCGGGAUAUGGUCUGACAGGCUUCGUGCUGGCGGGGAAGCCGGGCGUAUUGUGUCUUGAGGGUGCAUCGCCUGACAUCGACUCAUAUAUGAGUUUCAUCAAGACACAUUCCUGGGGUGAUAUCCCCAGUCACCAAAAGAAAGUCAGCGAGAGGUUUCGAGAGACAAAGGGUGUUGAGAGAGUAUUUUCCGAAAUGGAGGAAAUUACGGACUCGCUGGGAGAGCGAGGUGGCCAGAGGGCCAAUCGAGGUGAUAUGCAAGCGCUGGAGGCGUGGCUAGGGAGUAGAGGACUACAGGAAGCAUUUGAAAAAGUUAUAUUCUAA